AUGUCAUUCUCAACAACAACCUCCUAUUCUGGUGGUGUUACAGCAACCAAUAGUAGCAGUAGCACGUCCACCACCACCACCACCUCCCAACAACAACAACCAACUCAUAAAAAUCACCAUUUCAACACAUCCGGAUUUACCACAUCCAUUCCUUCUCAUCAAAAUAACAAAAUUCCAUCUUCGACAUUACCCUCAACACCUCCUCAUCAUCUUCGCAAUUUCCUUCUUUGCUAUCUGUUAUUUAAUGUAUUUUUAAAAUACUAUUACAUUUAUCCUCAUCAUGAAUAUAAUAUGAAUAUAUUAGUACUACAAUGUACUUUUAUAUUUCAGAAAUAUUUGAGAAAUUAUUAUCAUAAUUCCAUUGAGGAUGUUAUACAACAAAACAAAAGUACAAUGAUAUUAUCUAAUGGUCAUGGCGGAGGAGGAGGAGGAUCCAUCAUGUCUUCCACGACUAGUACCUUUCAAAAAUCAAACAAUUCGAGUAUUAAUAAUAAUACCAACAACACAUCAUUGUCGAGUAGUAAUAGUAGUAAUAGUCAUAAUAAUAGUAAUAAUAAUAAUCAUAAUACCAACAAUAUAACCAACACAACAUCACUUCCACCUUCUAGUCCUCAUCACUCACCACAUUCCAUAGGAAAUUCUUCAACUCUUUCAAAUCAAUCUCUCAUUUACAAAUGUAUUGCUAUUUUACAUUUUUUAAUGACUUUGAUUAGCAUCUAUUAUUCGAUAUUCUACAUCUUGUUUCAAUAUGGAAUAUUUCAUUUCAUACUCUAUUUUUUACCGAAUAUCAUAUAUUACACCAUUUAUUUGAAAAUUCAUCGGAGUAAUUCAUCAUCCAAUGAUUCCAAACAAAUUAACACAAAAAUGAAUAGCAAAAUGUUUUUAUUAAUAUUUAUUAACAUGGUUUUGUUACCAUCUAUUGAAACUACUUAUUAUAUUUGGAUUUAUCCAUUAUUAUUUUUACCACCAAUAUCUGAACAUCAAAUUACAUCCACAUUACAUAUUGGAAAUAUCAUCAACACUCAAUAUAUAUUAUUUUUAAUAUUACAUUGUGUGAACAUGUUGGUGUUGCAUUGUUGGAUCUAUUUGGAUAUUCACAUACAUUACAUUUAUUCUCAUAUGAAAUUAAUUGGAUGUUGGAAGAAGGAACAUCGAUCAAAGGAUAAAUUAUUGAGUAGUGCUAGUAAUAGUAGUGGUAAUAGUAGUAAUAGUAGUGGUGGUAGUAGUGCUAGUAGUAGUGGUAGUAAUAGUGGUAGUAAUAGUGGUAAUAGUGCUAGUGGUCAUCAUCCAAUGAAUGGAACUAGUACAACGAGUAUUGAAACAUGGAGAACGGAAAAGUCGUAUUCCUGUAAUCAAUUGGUUCAUUUUAAUAAUUCAAUAUUUCGAUCUCUUGGAAAGAAAUUUAAUAGAAAUAGACCUGAUAACACCUAUGAUUUGAUUUUAUAUAUAGUGUUUUAUCCAUUCAAAUAUCUAUUUUAUAAUAUUAAUAUUUACAGUUACGUGCUCUUGAUCUUAUUGGGUCUCUCAACACUAAUGCUAAUUUCAAUCUUUGCUUACUAUUCUCUCUUCUCUUAUUCAAAUCAAUACUUGAUUUACUUUGUAUUGCUGUUAUGGAAUUAUUACUUGCUUUCAAAGAGUAUUGACAAGACAGUACAAUGCAAUAAACAUUUGAUCAUUAGGAAUGAUUAA
Molecule: messenger RNA, 1689 nt
Organism: Naegleria lovaniensis
Lineage: Eukaryota; Heterolobosea; Eutetramitea; Acrasida; Naegleriidae
Exons: 1
Coding region: 1-1689 (562 amino acids)
Source: RefSeq, a predicted model, not a curated record